AUGCCGUCUGCUGCUACUGCAGCAGCAGCGGCAGAACAAGCAGCAGCAACUGCUGCUGCUGCACCAGCUUCUUCGGGAUUAGGAGAGAGCUGUGAGGACGCUGCUGCUGCAGCUGCUGCUGCUUCUCCUGAUGCUGCAGUGCAUCGUCUCUCAGAGGCGGAGGAGAUGGAGCAGCAGCAGGAGACAGAAUAUGGCGCUAGAGGCAGCAGCAGCAGCAGCAGCAGCAAGCACAAGGCACAGCUGCAGCUGCAGCUGAAGCUGAACCCGGGGGGGGCAGCAGAGGAGAGGGAGGGUGUAGGAGCUCUAUCGAGCGGCAGCAGCCGUUGUAGGAGCAGCAGGAGCAGCAGCAACAACAGCAGCAACAACAGCAGCAACAACAGCGGCAGCAGCAACAGCAGUGAAGGACUGCAGCAGCAGCAAGAGUUGUCUGCUGUUGCAGAGUUUCAUCUACAGCUGCUGGAUACAAAGCCUGAUAGUAAGGGCGCGCUGCUGCUGCGCUCGCAGCUGCUGCGGCGUUCUUUAGCUUCGAUUCAGCAGCAGCAACGAGACCUGGCUUUGUUAGGUGCUGAUGCCUCAAGCGAGAAGGGGGUGUUUUGUCUUACUAACCCGGCGGGGGGAGACAGCGAUGUGUUUAUUCCUCUUUUUCUUUCUUCUUAUUUCAAAGAAGAAAUGCAGAAAGCAACGCAGAGCAGCACAGACACGUCAAAGCAGCAGCAGCAACGACAUCACCAAAGACAGCAGCAGCUGCAGCAGCUGCUGCAGCAGCAGCAACAGCAGCAGAAACAGCAGCAGCAGCAGCAGCAGCAGCCUGGGUCUGUUGAUGCUAUAAAAGAUUCAAAUAUCGCUCGCUUCGAUUGGAGCCAAGGAUACUCCCCCCGAUCAAAACAGCAAACUAGAAACAAGCAGCAGGAGACGAACCGGAUGGUGCGUGAGCUGCUGCUGCGGGAGCAGCAGCAACUGCUGCAGAUGGGGGGGUUCCUGCAGCAGCAGGAGGUGCAGCAGCAACUCGAUGAGCUGCAGCAGGUGCUGCAAGGGUGGGAUAAAGUUGAAGCUUAUGAUGCCCAGAUAGAAGAAACAGAGAGAAGACUAGAAAAGCUAGAAGCAGCGAUUGCUGCUACAAGGCAGCAACUCAGAAUGGGCUUCAUUGGGUGCUCCCCAGACUCAGAGUCUGCUGAGGCUGAGGCUGACGCCACUGCAGCAGCAGCAGCAGCAGCAGCAGAAGCAACAGAAGCAGCAGUACCUGGAGGAGAGAAAGAACAACACCAACAAGAGCAGGAGCAGCAGCAGGAACAGCAGCAGCAGCUUGCUGCCCCGUUGCAGCAGAUGCUGCCCCCUGAUAUGGAGCUGCUGCUGUCGGGGGACACGCUGUGCUGCGGGUCCCCUGAGUUGCUGCUGCAGCAGCUACCUCAACUUCACGUGUACAUACACCACAACGUGCAGCAGCAGCAGCAGCAGGAACAGCAGCAGCAGCAGGAACAGCAGCAGCUGCAGAAAACGAAGCAGCAGGAGCAACCAUACAGUCUACAUCUGCAGCACAAGCAGCAGCAGCAGCAGAAGCAACAGCAGCAGCAGCAGAACGCUGCUCCGCUGCAUACGCUUCGCUUGAGGCCUUCGCUGCAUCUGCUGCCCGCGACAGUGGGCCUGCCUUCACGUAUGUUUAUAUAA
Eimeria mitis is the source of this 1665-nucleotide messenger RNA. RefSeq lists its product as uncharacterized. The transcript is spliced from 5 exons. Lineage: Eukaryota; Apicomplexa; Conoidasida; Eucoccidiorida; Eimeriidae. The record is from RefSeq and is a predicted model, not a curated record. The coding region runs from base 1 to 1665 and encodes 554 amino acids.